AUGGAUGUCGAUUAUGAUGACGAGGUUGCUGAGGAGGGAGCCCGACCUGCUGGCCGACGAGUCAAGGGACGCGGAGGUGAGGAAGAUGAUCGCUACGCUGGCAAGGCCGGCAAGUUCGAGAGGCUCGAUGACGACGAUGAUGAAACUGGCGCCGCGCGAUCCAUCGAAGGCUGGGUCGUCAUCGUGUCUGGCGUUCACGAGGAAGCACAGGAGGACGAUAUCUUCGAGGCCUUCUCCGAGUAUGGCGACAUCAAAAAUCUGCAUCUCAAUUUGGACCGUCGCACGGGCUUCGUGAAGGGGUAUGCAUUCAUCGAGUACGAGAACAAGCAGGAGGAAGAAGGGCCGCCGAUAAAUGAGCUGGUUGAGCGCAUGGGCUCGUGUGGGAAAGCAUAUGGAAGACUGGUCGCCCAUGCAGGGCAAGCGCAGGUAAAGGAGUUUCUGUGGGAGCCAGGAGGAGGAGUCAAUGGUCUAAGCAUAGCGGUCCCGCGGGUACCGCAGAAGGCGGUCACCACAGAGCUAGAGACCCGCUUCAGGAAGAUGAUCAGCGAAGAGAGAGCAUCGCGGUUUCAGGAGAAUGCAGUGUUGCAAGAACAUCUCGGCCGUGUUGAGGAGAACUUCACUGCUGAGCGCAACACGCAGGCCAAGAAGAUGGAAGGAAUCAGUUCACUGGUUGACAAGGUCACAAAGGAUCUGGAGACCGAGAAAGACGCGAUGCAGGUUCAGAUGAGGGAGCUGCUGAAUCGACAGGACACUCUCAGAAGCAGCCUUGUCGAUGGCACGCGUGAGAUCCGUGAGAUCGAAGAUGACCAGACCAGGCUUUCUGCCUGCGUGCUGCUUCCUCCUGCUUGCGAGGUAGCUGCUUUGACGGAGCGCAUGGACCAAGAGAUCAUGAUGCGUCAGGGGAUGCUGGAGAUCCGACAGCAGCUGCACAAUGAAGACAGCUGCAACCACAUCCUUGGCCGCCUCGAUGGCGAAACCAAGACUCGCUUGGAGGCCUUCGACGCUUCGAUGGGGACCGUCGAUCGGAACAAUCAGCUUGCUGGCGAUCUGGAGAUGCGCCAUGACCUUGGCGUCAGUCGAGGAGAAGCUAUGGCUGCCUUAGAGGAGAGAACUGCGGCGCUGCAGCAGGACUGCCGCGACGUGAUCCAGAGCAUUUCGCAGCUGAAAGAAAUGAUCUUCUCGGAGACGAACGCAAAGUUCGAGGAGGUGGAUGCGGCCUUCAAGAAUGUGCAACAGACGGCUGGGGCAGACCAGCAAGGCCGACUGCAGGCAGCGCAACAUCUCGAGGCCAUGAUCUCAAAGAGCAACAGCGACAUGGGGCAAGAGAGGUCUCUGCGUGAGGAGCAGUUUGCCAUGACAGGUGGUCGCCUCUCCCAAAUAGAUGCUGAGUUAGAGGACGUGAGGCUGAAUCUUCGGGACGCGCUUCAACGCUGCGAGGAGCUGCGGCUGGCACAUGAUGCAGCCAGCCAUAUGCAGGCAGAGCGACAUGCUGAGGCAACAGGCGCGGAGAUCUCAAUGAAGGAGCUCAAAGCUCGGAUGGAGCACCUGCAGCAGGUCACGGAUUCCCGGGACCGGACGACCACGCAGAAGCUCACCGAGCUGCUGGCGGCGAUUGAAAACGAGGCAAAAGAACGCGCUGCCGGAGAUGAUGAUGUCCUUCGUAGGCAGAGCUCAGCCAAAGAGGCACUUCCUGCCAUGCUAACGGCUGAGCGACAUCGCACUGAUGCGGCUUUAGCCAAGCUGGAGGAAGUCCUCCGCCAAGAAGACGUGGCAGAGAGGCAGCACCGAAACCAGGCCCUCAAUGCUCUGGAAGUGCGCUGGCAACAACUUCGUGAGGCCACGGAAGAGUCGCUGAAGCACCGCCUUGAGCAACAAAGCAACGUUGCCAUGGAGGUAGCCAAGGUUUCGGAGGCCUUGCUCGAAGAGCAGCGCACCCGACAGCAAGAACAAAAGGCUCUGACGAACGAGCUCCAGCGGCUUGGCCAGGAGGUCUCUGAUGCUGGGUCAUCGCGAAGAGCUACGGAAGAAG
Symbiodinium pilosum is the source of this 2029-nucleotide messenger RNA. The record is from the annotation of a GenBank genome assembly. Lineage: Eukaryota; Dinophyceae; Suessiales; Symbiodiniaceae.